Drosophila arizonae is the source of this 1690-nucleotide messenger RNA. Its product is annotated as SEC14-like protein 2. Gene Ontology annotation, cellular component: cytoplasm. Lineage: Eukaryota; Metazoa; Arthropoda; Insecta; Diptera; Drosophilidae. The record is from RefSeq and is a predicted model, not a curated record.
ACGCACACACACACACAUACACAUAGAAAAUGUCUGGUCCACUGCCCGAAAUCAGCGCCGAGCAGCGCAAAACAUUGGAACAGUUCCGCAAGUUGAUGAGCCCCGAGCUGAACGAGACGCAUGAUGAUUAUUUUCUACUGCGCUGGCUGCGAGCUCGCAAAUGGAAUGUGGAGGCUGCAGAGAAAAUGCUUAAAGCGAGUCUCAAAACGCGCGCCAUGUGGAACGUGGAUAACAUAGAGAAGUGGGAAGCUCCCAAGGCGCUGCGCGAGUAUCUGCCCUAUGGCGUCAUGGGCUUCGACAAGGAGGGAUCGCCAGUAAUCGUUUGUCCGUUCUACAACUAUGACAUCUGGGGCAUGAUGCACUGCGUCACUCGUUUCGAGUUUCAAAAGUAUUUGGUUCUGCUGCUGGAGCGAUUCAUGAAGCUCGCCUACGAGCAGAGCCUGAAGCAUGGCUGGAAGGCGCGCCAGCUGGUCGUCUUCUUGGACUGCGAGUCGAUGAACCUGAAGCAGUACGCCUGGCGGCCAGCAGCCGAGUGCGUCAUCUCGUCCAUCAAGCAGUACGAGGCCAACUUCCCAGAGCUGCUCAAAAUGUGCUACAUCAUCAAUGCACCGAAGCUCUUCUCGGUGGCCUUUAACAUAGUGAAGAAGUUCCUGGACGAGAACACCACCAGCAAGAUUCACAUCUACAAGUCCGGCGUGGACAAGUGGCAGGAGUCGCUGUUCUCACUCGUUGAUCCCAAGAACUUUCCCAAGAGCUGGGGCGGCCAGCUUGUCGACAAACUGGGCGAUCCCCAGUGCAAGUCCAUGAUGGUGUGGGGUGGCAAGCUGCCCGAGGAGCUCUACAUCGAUCAGAACAGCCAGCAAAGCGACAAGAACUUCACCGACACCCAAGUGCCCAAGGGAGACAAGCUCAAGCUGAACUUCAAGGUGAAUGGGCAGCAGGAGGAGCAGCUGCUCUCGUGGAACUUCCGCACCUUCGACUACGACAUAAAAUUUGGCAUUUACAGCGUGGACGAGAAGACGGGCGAGAAGCGCAGCGAAGUGCCGCUUGGCACCGUCUACUCCAACGAAAUGGAUGAGGUGGGCUGCAUCUCCACAAGACCCAACACCACAUACACCGUUGUGUUUGACAACUCGGCCAGCUAUUUGCGCAGCAAGCGCCUGCGCUACUGGGUCGAUCUCAUUUCGGACGAGGAGGAGGGCAUCGCAGAGCUCACCAACCAAAUGGACAACACGCAAAUUGCGACAGCUUAAAGCGGCGAAGCCGCAACCGCAAUGCAGCCAAAAAAAAGAGCGCAAAAAGCUAAGCAGUAGAACAAGUUUUAAAUUCGGCCUUGUCGAAUUUUGUAUACCCUUGCUAAAAGACAAGAGCAAAUCCUUAAGAAACUAUCCUUUUGUCUUUUAUCCUUCGUUUUCCGAUUUCUGUUUUGAAUUCCAUCAAAUCGUGUAUCUCUUGACUAAUGUACAUUAUUGACUAUUACAGUCCAAUCGGUCGACAAUUUCUUCUGUGCGAUUAAGUUGGAACCAAUCUAAAUGAGUUACUCCAGAAGUAUUUCCACCUCGUUCAGUUUCGUAAGGUCUAUCUCAGCAAGGGUACAUAAGAAACACAAACAACUAUAUUUACUAACCUCGGUGCAAGCACUCACAGAAUCGCUCGACGGCCGACCCAUGUGAUAAAUGAUAUAAGCAAA